Molecule: messenger RNA, 2330 nt
Organism: Nomia melanderi (Alkali bee)
Lineage: Eukaryota; Metazoa; Arthropoda; Insecta; Hymenoptera; Halictidae
Product: glomulin
Cellular component (GO): cytoplasm
Molecular function (GO): ubiquitin-protein transferase inhibitor activity
Source: RefSeq, a predicted model, not a curated record
GAUUUUUCCCUUGAUAAAUAUAUACCAAUCCCGAUUCAUACUCGCAUCAAUUUUGGUCCUGUUGUUUGUGUUGUUGCACUUUUACAAAAUUAGUUAUCAAAUUGAUGAGGAAAAUGCUACUGGCUAUAAUACGAUUGCACUUGUUUACGCAAUUCCUUCUUCAUACAUGUCUCGUUAAGCACGAGACGUAAAUAAAAUAUCGUUGAGCAUAGAUGGUGAUGGAAUAUGAUGUUACUAUAAAUUUUUAAAAUUCCAUAAAGUGUUUCGAUUUUUUGAAUAUUUCUCUACACUCUGAUAACAGAAUUUUGUAUGUUCGUUGAUCUACUGCCAGCUAAAAAGUGGAAAUUCUAACAGUUUCUGAUGGUACAGUGAAAUAAUAAUACUGAAGGUGUUGAAUGAAGAGGUUAUAGAGGCAAUAUUAAUUAUUCUCACUUAAUAUAUUAUUUGAUUAAGAAGUUGAAUCCUCAGGAUCUUACAAUAUGAACUCACAAAGUUUCAUUGACGAAUUGACUGAUAACUUAAAAAAGAACAAGUUCGAAGAAGCUUUAGAAUUGUUUAAAGACGAUAGCAAUAACUCUAUUAUUGACAGAGAUUCAUGGGUAAUUAUACAAACUGUGUCAUCUUUUAUUACUAAUGAAAAUGCAGAACACAAUAAAGAAUUGAUCGAUUGUUGUACAUUGAUACUGACUGCUAUAGCAGAAAAAUGUAGUCUUAAACAGAUAAUAUUUGAAUUCUUAGAAGAGAUGGAAGAUGACUUAAGAUUUUGUAUAGUUCUUAAAGUAAUUGGUAAGAAUCUUUUGAAAAUAAAUGAUAACAUAAAACCAAUAAAAUGGUGUCUUUAUACGAUAAGAUCUUAUGUUGAGGAUUUAUCAAGACAGAAAGAAACUCAGAAAGAUACAACAAACAGAAUUCUGAAAAUUUACAAUGAGAUUAUAUCAUUCCUUGAACUAAUGGUAGAGAAAGCAGCAUUGAAGAAUGUAAAUUCAGAGAAACAUGCUGUGUUAAGAGAUCAUCUCUUAAGUCUGCUCAUUUUUUUAAUGGGAGAACCACUAUGUUAUUUACCAGAUUACACAUCAGGAUCCCAAUUGAAUGAUCGUUUGCCAGAAAAAAUUAUAAUACUUAUGACUCAUAUUACAGGGGAUUUACUUUGGUUUUUAAGUAUUAUAAGCAGAAGAAGCAGAGAAAAUGAUUUGAAGAAGAAAAAGGUCGACGAAGAAAGUAGUAACAUUAAGGUGGCUCUUUUUGAGUCAAGAGAAUAUGUACCAGACUUAGCAUAUGCUAAUUUAUAUUUUCAUGUUUUAACAGAAUUGCAUUUAUGGAAGAAAGUACCCCAGAUAUACAACUGGGAAUACAUUUUUCAAACAUGUAUAUAUCUUAUUAUUAAGUUGCUUCAGGAAACUGAAAUUGUUGCCAUUAAAAAAGGAUUAAAUCUUACGGAUCAUCUUCUGAAUAAAUUAACAGAACGCUCUUUAACAUUAGAUGUGUUGGAGCUUAAUGUUUAUUCAAAACUCUUUGAUGCUCUUGUGAAAAUAAUGAUCUAUUGUGAUAAUGACAAAGAACGUAGAAAAGCUUUAGAAGUAUUUCGAAAAUACAUUGAAAUAUUUGAUAUUGAAGCUAGAUAUCAUGUUGUACUACGCUUAUAUCAAACUAGUGAACAUUCAGGUUUACUUAGCUUGACUACUAGCAUAUUUAAGGAUUCUAUUAUUGAAUGCCUUCAUACAUCACCUCCUACACCCUACUUUCUUGGAGAUAACUUCAAAAUUUUAUUGAAAUUGGCUUGCAAAUUAUCACAUGGCAGUGCAACAGACCUGGUAGAAAUAUCUGAUGAAAUAAUUACCAGUUUGAAUCUUUUAAGAUUUUUAUUUCUCAGGGAUAGAUACAAUCAAACUGGAAUUUGGGAUCUUUUAGAUGAACUUAAAAGUGAUUUUCUAGAACCUUUAAGAGAAGGAAUAGAUUUAUGUAGAGCACAUUGGAAAGUGAGAAUAAAGGACUUAGAAGAACAAAAGAAAACUGUUAAAAGUGAUAUAGGAUUAGAAAAAAGUGAUGCUGAAGUAACACUGAUUGUGGGUGGAAAAAAGUUACCAGCAUUACCAAUUCCAGAGAAAAUUUCAUUCUGUCAUAAGGCAGUAAAUGGUCUUGAUGUAAUGGAAAGCAUUUUGAUUAGGAUCAAUGAAUGCAUUGCUGAGAUUGCCUUUACCAAAAAUAAUGAUAACACUGUAAUGUUAAAAUAAUAAUAACAUUUAUAAGAUGUACAUUUAUCGUGAAAUAAAAUCAUUUAUCAUUUACAUAUUCUAUUAAGUCUUAUGAUUUAUUAUUUGAGUGAUUGGUUU